AUGUUGUUGUUCGUAUUUUUAGUUUUUCUUAUUUUGCUGUACUCUAAGAAGAAGAAGAAGAAGAAUGACAAGAAGAGGUUGUUGGUGACUGUCAAUUUUCUUGGUAGCGUAGGGCCUAUAAGGUUUUUGGCUAAUGAGGAUGAUGAUGUUGCCGCUGUCAUCGACGCCGCCUUGAAAUCCUAUGCCCGCGGAGGCCGCCUCCCAGUUCUCGGUCUCGACCCAAACAACUUCCUUCUCUACUGUGCUAACACUGGUUCGGACGUUUUGAACCCAUGGGAGAAAAUUGGAUCACAAGAGGUGAGGAACUUUGUGCUGUGCAAGAAGCAAUUGCAAGGGGGCAUGACAGAAGGAAGAUCAGAGAUGAUGAUAACUCAGAAAGGAAGUGGAUGGAAGGCAUGGCUCAACAAGUCUUUUAGUUUCAAGAGCUUAUCAGCUCAUUGA
Carica papaya (papaya) is the source of this 441-nucleotide messenger RNA. NCBI's taxonomy places the organism in Eukaryota, Viridiplantae, Streptophyta, Magnoliopsida, Brassicales, Caricaceae. The record is from RefSeq and is a predicted model, not a curated record.